This is a messenger RNA of Penicillium subrubescens, 963 nucleotides long. Its product is annotated as ATP-grasp domain-containing protein. Lineage: Eukaryota; Fungi; Ascomycota; Eurotiomycetes; Eurotiales; Aspergillaceae. The record is from RefSeq and is a predicted model, not a curated record. Bases 1 to 963 code for a protein of 320 amino acids. The transcript has a single exon.
AUGAAGCGAAUCCUAUUUCUCACUACCGUUCCACCACACACUAUCGAGAAAUAUGUUUCCGAUGAUGAUUGGUCGAACGAAAUGUUACCACCUCUUCUCUCGAAAAGGGGCGCCUCUGUAACCAUCAAAAGAUGGAUGGACGAGGACAUUAUCCCCUUUAUCCUAGACAGCGACGUGAUUACUUUUCUCUGGGCUGAAGACUAUAUCCAGCAUCCUAUUGCCUUCGGAGAAUUCUUGGAUGCGGCCAAAAAAGCAAUUGAAACAGUGGAAAUGGGCGCAAAUCGUCCCUGCGUGGUGAAUCAUCUCGACCUGGUCCAAUGGAACAUGGACAAGAAGUACCUCCUUGAUAUGCAACGCGCCGGAUUCGACAUACCCAAGACGGAAAUCUUCGAUGCUGAGCAAUUUGCCUGCACCCCAGGACUACAUUAUCGACUACAGGCAUUUCAAUUAUCUGGGCCUAUCGUACUUAAACCAUCUGUCUCUGCGUCCUCCAACAACACUCGACUCAUCCCAGAUAUCUCAACACCAUCAGCUGAUGAUGUGGCGUAUCUAGAGCUAUGUGUGAAAGGCGGCCUGGGAAGUUCCUUGGUUGUACAGAAGUUCGAGCCAGCCAUCACCACAGGCGAAUAUUCUUUUGUGUUUGUCGGGGAAAAGCUGUCUCAUGUCAUGUUAAAAGCGCCCAAGAAUGGCGAGUUCCGCUGCCAGCCCCAAUUUGGCGGCGAAAUUAGUCGCAUUCCAAUCGCAGAUAUUGCGGAGGCAACUUUAUCGACGGUGUAUUCUGUUUUCGAUACCCUCAAGGAUUGGUUCGGAAAAGGAUCAACAGGGGAAAUGGGAUACGUACGCAUCGAUGGUUUGGUGGCCGAAGAUCGUCCAUUUGUUCUCAUGGAGAUUGAAGCUAUCGAGCCAAGUCUGUAUCUCGAAAUGGGGGGCCUUGAAGAUAUGAUUUCUCUUUUGUUGAAAUAG